GCUUGCGUCAUACAACCUCAUUUCGAGCCAACCCAACCCAACAACCACUGCUGUCAGAAAAUCAACCCACUUCCAACCAGACCGACGACCUCGACCAGAAGAUCAAGAAGGAAAAAAAAAGGCCGCAACGUAGACUGUUGGUUUGUGAAGAACUGAAAAAAAAAAAAAACAAGUGAGAAAGAGGACUCAGAAUGGAAGAGAUCGGCAUUCAAAUCGAUAAGGAGGCAACUGUUGAUCCUACGUUCCCUUCAGUCCUUGAUGAGAAGGCGGUCCUGGCUGCUCAGUUACAUUCCGAAGAUGACGUCUACAUGAAAUUCAAGAAGCUCCAAAAGCAUCUCGAGUUUUUAGAACUACAGGAAGAAUACAUCAAAGAUGAACAGAAGAACUUGAAGCGAGAAUUGUUGAGGGCCCAAGAAGAAGUGAAGCGAAUCCAAUCGGUCCCAUUAGUGAUCGGACAAUUCCUCGAACCGAUCGACCAGUUUACUGGGAUCGUGGGAUCGACAACCGGAUCCAACUAUGUGGUCAGGAUUCUGUCUACGAUCGAUCGGGAACUAUUGAAGCCAUCUAGUUCGGUGGCGCUACAUCGACACUCCAAUUCGCUCGUUGAUGUUCUUCCUCCUGAGGCUGAUAGUAGUAUCAGUAUGCUCGGCUCCGAUGAGAAACCUGAUGUAACAUACAACGAUAUCGGAGGGAUGGACAUUCAAAAGCAAGAGAUCCGAGAGGCCAUCGAACUUCCGCUGACACACUUUGAUCUGUACACGCAGAUUGGGAUUGAUCCACCACGAGGGGUACUACUCUAUGGGCCUCCAGGGACGGGGAAGACGAUGCUAGUGAAGGCGGUAGCGAACCAUACGACGGCCUCGUUUAUCCGUGUGGUCGGCUCGGAAUUCGUCCAAAAGUAUCUCGGAGAGGGCCCGCGAAUGGUGCGAGAUGUCUUCAGACUGGCGCGCGAAAACGCUCCGGCAAUCAUCUUUAUCGAUGAGGUCGAUGCUAUCGCCACCAAACGGUUCGACGCUCAGACCGGUGCUGAUCGGGAGGUCCAACGGAUCUUGCUCGAGUUAUUGAAUCAAAUGGAUGGAUUCGAUCAAGGUAGUAAUGUCAAAGUGAUCAUGGCUACUAAUCGAGCAGACACACUGGAUCCCGCCCUAUUAAGACCGGGAAGAUUGGAUCGAAAGAUCGAAUUUCCAUUACCAUCUCGUCGGGAAAAGCGACUGAUUUUCCAAGCUUUGGCGAGCAAGAUGAGCUUAGGAAAUGAUGUUGAUCUCGAAGAUUAUGUCCAACGGCCCGACAAGUUAUCUUCAGCGCAAAUCUCCCAAGUUUGUCAGGGGGCUGGAUUACAAGCCGUCCGAAAGAAUCGAUACGUUAUCUUACCGGUCGAUUUCGAGGAAUCAUGGAAAUCGGUUGUCAAGAAGGGAGAAGAUACUCAUGCAUUCUAUAGAUAGGAUUAAUCAACACCAUUUAAAAUUGGUGAUUCUGUUUUAAAUGUAAAAAUAUUGAUCGUUUGAUAGAAGAUAGUCAUCUCUUUCAGGGGUUUGAUUGCAUGGGAGUUGGAGUGAGGUAAUUAAGAUAUGAGUGGAAUUGUCAAGAGAAGGAUACAGAGACUUGUUCAGAUUCAAUUAGCCGUUCACAAUCUUGACAUGAUCAAAUUGCAUGUUUGUUCAGAUACAAGAAUCUGGAAAGCAUCUUGACAUCCAUCUCAUGAACGACCAUUCUGCCCGUUGUCUUGUUUCUGAUUCUGAUGGAUACUUUCUCUACUCUGUUAUACGGACAAAGGCUGUGUUUGUUUUGUCUUUUGUUGCUUCUUCCUUGAUUUUUUUUUGUUUAGAAAUAGCAGUGUAUGGUUUACUAAUUCUCUCCAACGGGAUCAGUAACCACAUCAUCAGCAUGCUAAUUAUAUUGACUUAGCCAGCUGCCAUGUGAGUAUUGUGUUAAGCAAAGCCAGUUGGUGUUUUCCCAGGUGAAUAUGUAGAUAGCUUUCUUGUGAGCUGGGUAU
This is a messenger RNA of Puccinia graminis f. sp. tritici CRL 75-36-700-3, 1993 nucleotides long. Its product is annotated as 26S protease regulatory subunit 6B. The record is from RefSeq and is a predicted model, not a curated record. The coding region runs from base 192 to 1442 and encodes 416 amino acids. Gene Ontology annotation, cellular component: proteasome regulatory particle, base subcomplex. Gene Ontology annotation, biological process: proteasome-mediated ubiquitin-dependent protein catabolic process. Lineage: Eukaryota; Fungi; Basidiomycota; Pucciniomycetes; Pucciniales; Pucciniaceae. Gene Ontology annotation, molecular function: proteasome-activating activity; ATP binding; ATP hydrolysis activity. The transcript is spliced from 6 exons.